ACAAUAUGUCUACUGAAAUUCUGAAGCAAGUUAUUGUUGACACUGAGGCAGGGUUUAUUGAGUUUGCCAGAAACAAUUAUCAGCAACAUCGUAAUCCAGUGAUAAGUGUAGUUAGUUCGGGUUGUCUAAUUUGUGUUAUAUGGAAAGAUACACUGUUUGUCGCCAACGUCGGAGACUCCCGUGUUAUACUUGGUUCUCAUAAGGGUAAGUUUAAAAGAUUGCAUAUUGACCAAGUGGUCAGAGAUCACAAUUGUCAAAAUUGGGAUAUUCAAAAUGAAAUCAUCGAAUCACAUCCGAAUGAUCAUCGUAGACUGGUUGAAGUUAAUGGAAAAUGGCGUGUUAGAGGCUUAUCAGAGAUCAGCAGAUGUAUAGGAAAUGCGUAUAUGAAGAACAAGGAGCCAUUUACUGAUGCGAGUAAUUUCGAAGCCCCGUUAGGGCACCGUGUGUCACUAGAUUUCGAAGAACCCUUUCUAUCAGCAGAACCAGAGGUUUAUUCAAGAGUCUUAAAAGAUACUGAAAAAUUCAUUAUAUUUGGAUCUGGUGGAUUUUGGAAAAAGAUUACAAUUAAGGAAGCAGCUUAUAUUGUUAACACCCGGCCACGAAAUGGAAUCGCAAAAAGACUUGUGAUGCUUGCUCAAGCGGUUGCGGCUCUCGAAAGGCGAAAAAGAUAUAAUGACAUAUUGCAGGCUCCUAAGUCAAGUCAUGUUAGUGGGAGACGUGUUGUUGCUGAUGAUGGAAGUAGGACGGAUUUUCACGACGAUAUGACUGUGAUUGUUGUAUAUUUAGACAAAAUGCCGAAUGGGGGUGUGAGGCCACAGAUUAGGUCCUAUAGAGGCCAUUCUAACACAGUUCGAUCAUCAGAUUUUAGAAAUCUCGAUGAUAUGUGAAACUUGCUGAGAUUAUUCCAAACAAGUACAGCUAGAAAAUAAGAUACCAUAGUGGGAUCAUUCACUCAGUUUUGUUCUAUUGUUCCAUCAAAUUUUAGUAUGUGUCCAAGAGUUUCCGUGACACCAUGUCUAAAAGUAUAUAGAGGCAAACUUGGUUGCUUCUGCCUUAUUUUUCGAUAUGCAGGUUUAAAAUCAUUUCUGUUACACUGCACACCGUUUUAUAGCACCCAAUUAUAGUUUAUCUGAAAAUGUUGGAAAAAUUACCUGAUUAAUUAAAAAUAGAGUAAGUAAUUCAAUCUGUUCAUACAAACAUCCAUGUAUAAGUAUAUUUGCAAACAAAACAAUAAUUCAGGAAAUGUAUCGAGUUGGCAUAUGAAUUGUAGGGUUUCAUAUAUUAUCAAGACAGAAGAUUGGAAAGUGAUAGCAAUGACUUUUUGGUUUCAUAGAUUUAUAAAUCAAACACAUACCACUAUGGUCAAUCAGAAAACUUAAUGAAAAGAUUUGUUGAGUCAAACAAACCAGAUCCGUAACAAUACACAUCUCUACAACAAAAUGAGGGGAAAACUGAAUCUUACAUAUCUUGCUAGCCUUCAUGCUCUUAUCCCAACAUAUCAAGAAAGGAAAACACAGAGAAACGUGAUAAAAGAAA
Cicer arietinum (chickpea) is the source of this 1536-nucleotide messenger RNA. Its product is annotated as probable protein phosphatase 2C 68. The record is from RefSeq and is a predicted model, not a curated record. NCBI's taxonomy places the organism in Eukaryota, Viridiplantae, Streptophyta, Magnoliopsida, Fabales, Fabaceae. Gene Ontology annotation, biological process: protein dephosphorylation. Gene Ontology annotation, molecular function: protein serine/threonine phosphatase activity.